Monoraphidium neglectum is the source of this 480-nucleotide messenger RNA. RefSeq lists its product as hypothetical. The transcript has 4 exons. Lineage: Eukaryota; Viridiplantae; Chlorophyta; Chlorophyceae; Sphaeropleales; Selenastraceae. The record is from RefSeq and is a predicted model, not a curated record. Gene Ontology annotation, molecular function: RNA binding. The coding region runs from base 1 to 480 and encodes 159 amino acids. Gene Ontology annotation, biological process: tRNA modification.
AUGCUGCUUACGUGCGAGGGAGGCAAGGACAAGCGAGCCGUGGAUGAGGCGCGCUUGCUUUUUGAGGAGGCAUACGCCCGCAUGGGCAAGGAGUCGUACCUGAAAGCCGCCCCGCCUGCCGCCGAUGUCAACGGCGCGGACGCCCCCGAAGGCGGCGGCGGCGGCGGCGGCAAGAGCGUGGACGCGCUGCUGGCUGCUGAGGUGGCGGAGCUCAAGGACUUUAAAAAGUUUGCGUUCAGGUGGCACGAGACUGGCGUCAACAACACCAUAUUCGUGGCCUUCCCUACCGGAGAGGGCGCGCCGCGGCCGUCUGAGGUCGCCGCCAACGUGGCCGAGCACGUCAAGGCCACGAAGCAGCUGCCCGCCAGGUUCCUGCUGAAGCUGCUGCCCGUCGAGGCCACCUGCUUCGUGGGCAUAGACGAGAUAAAGAAGUUGGCCGAGGAUUUUGUGCCCAAGCACUUCCCUACGGGGGUCUUGUGA